CACUUUAGAAGCUGAACCCUUGUGUAUUAAAUGAUGACAUACAGCAAUGUCUUUGGAAGCAAUGAAAUCUAUGACAGUGCUGAAUGUGCUGUCAAGAAAAGCAUAUGCAACUUUAUUGCCAUCAUUCCAGAGAAUUUCUAUUCACAGAAAUUACAGAAUCAAACACUAUGGCUUGUGAUACCAAAAAAUCAUUAUGACUUUUUACAACAACUCACAUUAAGAUCUGGAGAAGGACUUCUGACAAAGCUCACAAGUAGUGAUAGGACAAAUGGGAAUGACUUUAAACUGAAGGAGGGUACAUUAGAUAUGAGAAAGGAAUUCUUUUCUGUGAGGGUAGUGAGACAGUGGCACAAGCUGCCCAGAGAAGCUGUAGAUGCUCCAUUCCUGGAAGUGCUCAAGGCUAGUUGGGUAGGACUUGAACAACCCGGUCUAGUCAAAUGCGUCACCGCUCAUGGGCAGGGGCAUUGGAACGAGACGAUCUUUAGGGUCCCUUCCAACCCAAACCACCUGGUGAUUCUCAGAUCUCCUUGGGCAGCAAUUCCGUUCAGGUAGCAAAGCUUGGCCAGGGCACAGCCAGGCCAAACAAUUCCAGCAAGUUCAGUCGGUUUCAGCAGCAAACCCCACCUGCACCGGCAGCCCCGCGGGCUGGAGGCUGCUGCCUUUCUGGGCACCAGGUGAGUCCCAUGUGCUCAUGUUUUGUACCCCUCAGCCUAAGAUGAGAAUUUAUGGAGGGCGUGAGACGGGAAGGCAGGGAACAAUCACCCACAGAGAACAGAAUCACAAAAUACCCACAGCUGGAAGGACUCAUAAGGACACGAGUCCAACUCCCAGCCCAGCAGAGGACAGCCCCAAGAUCGCACCAUGUGCCUGAGAACAGUGCCCAAACACUGAACUCCGCCAGGAUUGGUGCUGUGACCACUUCCCUGGGGAGCCCGUUCCAGGGCCCAGCCACCCUCUGAGUGAAGAACCGUAUCCUACUACCCAAUAUCCAAACUAGGUUUUCCCUGGCACAACUUCGGGCCAUGAAACACUCGGUUCUGGCCGAGUCCUGCUUUCAGGCUCUGAGACUCACACCCUCACAGAAUCACAGAACUCUUAAGGACUGGAAGGGACCUCUACUCCAACCCCUCUGCCAAGGCAGGGCCAGCUACGGCAGGGGACACAGCUACACGGCCAGCUAGGAGCGGUAGGCAGGCAGACCCGCUGUACCAAACUCCGAGCGGCCCCGUUCCCGUUCCCAGGCCUGCUCCCCGAGGGCGCCCUGCGGGCCCCGCCCGCCGGCGCACCCGGAUGUGCCGACCUCCCCCAACCCCGGCACAGGCCGGCGCAUGCGCACCGGGGGCCGCCGCCGCCCCUCGCCCGCCGUGCGCCCCCCGCCCGCCCGGCCCUGCCAUGAUGUUCUGACGCCAAAUACAGAGAACGGUAAUUUUCCCUACCAAGUACCCAGCUUCCAUAAGUGUGAGAUUUGUUUGCUGUCUUUUGCAAGAGAGACCCAGUUCCAGCGCCAUAUGAGGGAUCAUGAGCAAAAUGACAAGCCUCACCGGUGUGACCAGUGUCCCAUGUCAUUUAAUGUUGAAUUCAACUUGACACUUCACAAAUGUACUCACAAUGGCGAGGAUCCUACAUGUCCUGUCUGCAACAAGAAGUUCUCCAGAGUAGCCAGUCUGAAAGCACAUAUAAUGCUACAUGAGAAAGAGGAGAAUCUUAUCUGUUCAGAGUGUGGAGAUGAAUUCACUUUACAGAGUCAGCUGUCCAUACACAUGGAAGAACAUCGUCAGGAACUGGCAGGCAGUAGGAUUCACAGCUGCAAGUCUUGUAAAAAAGAAUUUGAAACUUCCUCACAGCUAAAGGAGCACAUGAAAACUCACUAUAAAAUAAGGGUAUCAAAUACCAGAUCUUACAACAGAAAUAUUGAUAGAAGUGGGUUUACCUAUUCCUGUCCUCACUGUGGAAAGACGUUCCAGAAACCUAGUCAGUUAACACGCCAUGUCAGAAUACACACAGGUGAAAGACCUUUCAAGUGCAGCGAGUGUGGGAAGGCCUUUAACCAGAAGGGGGCUCUGCAGACCCACAUGAUCAAGCACACGGGAGAGAAGCCCCAUGCCUGUGCCUUUUGUCCCGCUGCCUUUUCCCAGAAAGGCAACCUCCAGUCACACAUACAGCGAGUUCACUCUGAGGUGAAGAAUGGCCCUACAUACAACUGUACAGAAUGUAGCUGUGUCUUCAAAAGCUUGGGUAGUUUAAAUACACAUAUCAGCAAGAUGCACAUGGGUGGUCCACAGAAUUCUGCAAGUGCUUCAACAGAUGUAUCUCAUGUUACAGUGGACUCUGUCACCCAGCCUUUAACAACAUCCCCUACUAAUCUUUUGCAACCUGUUGAUAACAAAUGGAAGAACGCCACACAUUUUCGGUCUCCACUUCUUCAACAGACUGAAAACCAGGUGUCUCCAGCUGCUGCUCAUCAGGGCCAGCAGACUGUCACUGAUGUCAUUCAGCAGCUCCUUGAGUUAUCUGAACCAGGUCCUGUAGAAAAUAACCAGCCUCAACAACCUGGUCAGCAGCUCAACAUUGCUGUGGGGAUCAGUAGAGAUAUUUUGCAGCAAGCAUUAGAGAACAGCGGGUUGUCAUCAAUUCCCGUCUCUGCACAUUCUACUGACUGCAACCAGGCUAAAGCUGCUGGGGCCCAGGAUCAGAACCCAGAUGUUCCAAGCCUCUCAAAUCAUCAGGCUGAUUGUAGUAGUGCUGAACAAGAUAAGGAGCAAGAUAGUACAGAUAAACUAGAUAAAAAAGAAAAAAAGUUCAUUAAGAAAAAAUCACCGUUUUUGCCUGGUUCUAUACGUGAAGAAAAUGGAAUCAGGUGGCAUGUUUGUCCAUACUGCUCUAAAGAAUUUAAAAAACCAAGCGAUUUAGUGCGCCACAUUCGCAUUCACACCCAUGAGAAGCCAUUCAAGUGUCCCCAGUGCUUCCGCGCCUUUGCCGUGAAGAGCACUCUAACAGCACACAUAAAAACACACACUGGCAUUAAAGCUUUCAAGUGCCAAUUUUGUAUGAAAAGCUUUUCCACCUCAGGGAGUUUAAAAGUUCACAUUCGCCUGCAUACAGGUGUUAGGCCUUUUGCUUGUCCUCACUGUGAUAAGAAGUUUAGAACAUCAGGCCAUCGGAAAACUCACAUCACUUCACAUUUUAAACAUACGGAACUAAGAAAGCUGCGACAUCAGCGUAAACCCGCAAAAGUUCGAGUGGGAAAGUCAAGUGGCCCAGUACCAGACAUUCCUUUGCAAGAGCCCAUACUCAUAACUGAUUUAGGUCUUAUCCAGCCAAUCCCAAGGAAUAGCCAGGUCUUCCAAAACUAUUUUAACAGUAAUUAUGUGAAUAAUGCAGAGAGACCAUACAAAUGCUAUUAUUGCCAUCGAGCCUAUAAAAAAUCCUGUCAUCUUAAACAGCACAUCAGGUCACAUACUGGUGAAAAGCCAUUUAAGUGCUCUCAAUGUGGAAGAGGUUUUGUGUCAGCUGGAGUUCUGAAAGCACAUAUUAGAACACACACUGGAUUGAAAGCUUUCAAGUGUGUUGUGUGCAACGGGGCCUUCACUACUGGUGGUAGCCUCAGGCGGCACAUGGGGAUCCAUAAUGAUCUUCGACCAUAUAUGUGUCCCUACUGUCAAAAAACGUUCAAAACAUCACUCAACUGUAAAAAACACAUGAAGACUCAUAGAUAUGAACUUGCACAGCAACUUCAGCAGAAUCAGCAGUCUUCUUCAAUAGAUGAUUCUACAGUAGAUCAGCAGAGCAUUCACGUUUCUACACAAAUGCAAGUGGAGAUUCAAAGUGAUGAGCUACAGCAGUCAGAAACUGUUGCAACAGAUCAGCAGGCUAUUUUAGAGUUAGACCAGCAGCCAGUAGUAGGCACAGAAGAAACAGCACUAGAACAAGAAUUGGCUGAUCAGCCUUUAGAGCAAGAUGAGGAUAGAUUUGUGACAUCUGAGCAUACUUUGCAGGAAAACAUUACUCAGUUUGAACAACAGACUAUAACACAGCAGCCGUUUGAUCAACAGAGCUUAUCACAAGGUUUUACUGUGAAUGACAGCUACAAUCAACAGACUCAAUUUCCAGCUGUACAACAGCUGCAGGAUUCAAGCACACUUGAAUCUCAGGCUCUUUCAACGAGUUAUCAUCCACCAGCCCUUCUUCAGGUUGCAAAUACAGACACAAUUAACGUAACCACUCGCUUGAUACAAGAUCAGUCACCACAGGAAGAACUUGAGUUACACACCCAACGGCCUCAUUUUCUUGAGGAUAAUGAAGAUCAAAGUAGACGUUCAUAUAGAUGUGAAUAUUGCAACAAGGGGUUUAAGAAAUCCAGCCAUUUGAAACAGCACGUACGAUCACAUACUGGUGAGAAACCAUAUAAAUGCCAACUCUGUGGCCGUGGUUUUGUUUCCUCGGGAGUUCUUAAGUCACAUGAGAAGACUCAUACAGUUGGAUGUGUUGAAGAUGAUGAUGAAAGCUCUGAAAGAACUUCCAGAAAAUCUCGUCCAGGUGUCAUAACUUUUACAGAAGAAGAGACAGCAGAACUGGCAAAGAUCAGGCCUCAAGAAAGUGCCACUGUUUCAGAAAAAGUUCUUGUCCAGUCAGCUGCAGAGAAAGACAGAAUUAGUGAGAUCAAAGAUAAGCAAGCAGAACUGGAAGCAGAGCCCAAAUAUGCCAACUGUUGCAGUUAUUGUCCCAAAAGCUUUAAAAAACCAAGUGAUUUAGUCAGGCAUGUUCGUAUCCAUACUGGAGAGAAGCCGUAUAAGUGCGAUGAAUGUGGAAAGAGUUUCACUGUAAAAUCCACUCUGGAUUGUCAUGUUAAAACACACACAGGCCAGAAGCUCUUCUGUUGUCACGUCUGCAGUAAUUCUUUUUCUACAAAAGGCAGUCUAAAAGUACACAUGCGCCUGCAUACAGGAGCAAAGCCCUUCAAAUGCCCACACUGUGAUUUGCGGUUUCGUACUUCAGGGCGCAGAAAAACGCACAUACAGUGUCAUUAUAAACCAGAUACAAAAAAAGUUAGGAAGCCUGUUGCUCGGACUUCAACAGAGGGACUACAACCAGUCAGUCUUCUUAAUUCAUCCUCAACAGACCCUAAUGUUUUCAUCAUGAAUAACUCUGUUUUGACGAGUCAGUUUGAUCAAAAUUUACUUCAGCAAGGACUUGUGGGCCAGGCUAUCCUGCCUGCUUCAGUGUCAGCUGGAGGUGACUUAACUGUGUCCUUGACAGAUGGUAGCUUGGCCACUCUUGAAGGAAUACAGUUACAACUUGCUGCUAAUCUGGUUGGACAGAAUGUUCAGAUUUCUGGAAUAGAUGCCACUGGUAUUAACAACAUCACAUUACAGAUCGAUCCAAGUAUCCUACAGCAGACAUUACAGCAGAGUAAUUUACUUACUCAGCAGCUGACUGGAGAUCCCACUAUGGCUCCACAGAAUCCCUCCCUCCAGACAACAGAAAAUGCAGUGCCAGCUAAUGUGGUUAUUCAGCCCAUAUCAGGCUUGUCUUUACAGCCCACAGUAACAUCAUCUGCUAAUAUGACCAUAGGGUCCCUGUCUGAGCAGGAGUCUGUGCUGACAACCAGCGCUAAUGGUGCACAAGACAUUACUCAAGUCAUGACUUCACAGGGUAUGGUGUCAUCUACAAAUGGGCAACAUGAGAUAAUGUUGACCAUAAAUAAUUCCAGUUUGAGUCAAGUUCUAGCUCAUGCUUCAGGUUCUACAACUGCGACCUCAUCAGGAAGUCCCCAAGAAAUCACUCUUACAAUAUCUGGCCAAGAUCUUAUUCAGCAUAAUUCUGGAAGCACUGAUCUGAACACUGGCUUAAGGCUGACAGCACCAACCAUCAGCAGUCAAACUACAGGUGCUACAUUAACUAUAAGCAAUGACCAGCUUCUUUCUCAGGGCCCUUCACUAAAUGCUCCAGAACUUAAUACAACAGGGGGAACAAACCUUCCUCCAGCAACACCCAUAUCUCAGUCUGCAGUUUCUGCACAGAAUUUGGUGAUGUCUUCAUCAGGAGUUGGAGGAGAUGGUAGUGUCACUUUGACUCUUGCUGACACUCAGGGAAUGUUGUCAGGUGGUCUUGAUGCAGUUACACUUAAUAUCACUUCACAGGGUCAGCAGUUCCCUGCUAUACUCACAGAUUCCAGUCUUGCUAGCCAGAGUGGAUCAGGAUCACAGCAAGUCAUACUGGUGAGCCAUACACCCCAUUCAGCACCUGCAAACUCUGAUGAAAUAGCGUAUCAGGUGACAGAAGUUUCCCCUAAUGUGACUAAAAGCAGUCAAGCAGAAAAAGAAACUCGUGGGCACCAGUGUUUUGAGUGUAGCCAAACCUUUUAUUCCGUCACCAUGCUGACACACCACUGCAAAGAGGUUCACGGCAAGGAGCGAAUACACGUUUGCCACAUCUGCAAUAAGGCCUUUAAGCGGGCAACACAUCUCAAGGAACACAUGCAAACCCAUCAGGGUGGACCUUCACUGAGUUCCCAGAAGCCUAGAGUGUUUAAGUGUGAUACCUGUGAAAAAGCUUUUGCUAAGCCAAGUCAGCUGGAGAGACACAGUCGCAUCCACACAGGGGAACGGCCAUUUCAGUGUACACUGUGUGAAAAGGCAUUUAACCAGAAGAGUGCUCUUAAAGUCCACAUGAAAAGGCACACAGGAGAGAGACCUUACAAAUGUGAUUACUGUGCAAUGGGAUUUACACAGAAAAGCAAUAUGAAGCUGCACAUGAAACGGGCUCAUGGUUACACUGGUCCUGUACAAGAGCCUGCUAGUCACCAAGAACAAGAAGGGGAAGACAUUAGUCGCGCUCUGAAUUUAGAAGAAGUGGUACAAGAAUCUUCAAAUGAAUGGCAAAGUAUAGGCAAUGUUUUUCGAUAACAUCUUGAAAUAUGAAAGUUAAAAUUGUUUCUGGGACUCGAACUUUACAGUUAAAGCUUCAAGCAUUGAAGAUACUAACAAUAGAAUAAUAUAUUAUAGUUUUUUUAAUUAUUUACAAAAGUUACCUAAAAGAUGAUUUCUUUUUUUAAAGCUUGUAGAAGAAUAUUGGGAAAACUUCAUUUAAUCUGUGCUAAGUUGUCUGUGAAUCAAUGAACUCAGGUAAUAAUGUAUACAGUUUCAUGUUUGAAUUCACAGCCAGUAUAUCUAUUUAAAAAUAAACUGUACCUUUAUAUCAGAAUAGAAUGAUUCCCAUUUUUAAUGGAGAUGAAGAACUUCACAGGAAAAUCAUGAAACUGUCAGUCAACAUUUUUAAUGUGUUUAAAGAAAUAAUUGAGAUUGGAAACAAAUGUUGCAUUUGAUGAUGCAUGCAGUAUAAAAUAGUGGAGUUUUGCCUUUUUUUUUCUUACAAGGCACAGGAAAAAGUAUUUCUUUUUAAAGCUUUCUUUUUUAGUGCAUUUUGAGAAUUUGUUGAAAAAAAAAUAAAAUACUGCAAGCUCAUGGCUUUUCUUGAGUUAAACUCUUGAGAUGGAGCAUGUUCAUUUUCAUUCCAACCACGGAGGCAGAUAGAUGUUAGUUUUUACAAUAAAAGUCUUGAGGUUUUGGACUUGGCAAUAAUUACUUAAAAAGAAUCCAAAUAAGAAAAGGUUCUAGUAAAAGCCUCUGUUGUUUGCUGUACUGGGUCAGCAGGUCCAUAUCUCAGUAUCUGUGGAAAGCAGCCAUAUAAUAAAUCUGUGAGAUAAAUAAGUACAAUAUUGUGGUAGCAGUGAUAAAAUUAGAUGCACACUAGGUUACAUAUACUAUACAGUGUUCCCCAGUGCUGUAAACAGUUAUCAUUUUGACUCUGUAAAUUCCUUAUUAUUUUCUUUGUGGAUUUUGGAAAUAUGUUACAUUUAUUUGUUGUUUAAGUCAUUGUUUCAGCAAAACUACCUAGCUGACUUGAAUAUUGCUUUCAAAGGUGCCACUUGUUUAGCAUAUUCAUAGCAAAGAAACACUGGAGUAAAUGCAUAGUUGUCUUUUAGACAUUCCAAAGACAGAAGCUGUUUUCUUAUUUUUGCCUUGUUCUUUUGAAUUUUAUUUAUAUGUUACAUAUAUAUAGAUAUAUAUAUGUGUGCUUAUAUAUGUAUAUAUAUAUAUAUUUAAAGUCUAUGAGCCUCUGUGUGGCUGAUCAGUAUAUUUUGUAAAUACUAAUCCCAGUUGCAAGGAGCUCAUCUGUUUGGUUGCCACAAAUACUUCUAGAUCAGUGGUGAAUAUGUUGUACAAUAACACAGACCUGGACUUUACUUUCUAAAAGAUAAUUGUUCUCAGAUCCAAAAAGCCCUUUUCUGUAAAUAUUGUCUAUAUUAUGUCUACGAUACAAACUAGUUAUUUCAGAUGGCUGAAGCAAGAAAUCGCUGUUGGUUUUGUUAGGGCAUCUCUUAAUUCUUUUGUUAACUGUUCAGCAUAUGUAUAUAAGUAAUAUAGUUGGUGACAUAAAAAUAACACUUUUGUUAUGUGGAAUAUUUAAUUGAAAAACAUGCUAAAUAAUAUUACUUUUUUCCAAAUUCUGUUCCGUGUAUUUUUUAAGCAUAUGAUUCUGGAUUCUUGGAGAUUGGAAAAACUCUGUUUACAGAAGUGUGUUUGAAUAUUAGAUGUAAAGAAUAAAGUCCUUCCAGCAGUGCCUUCCCUUCCAGGCAGCCUGUGAGUGUUUCAGGUGUUUAAGAAAGACAUUGUAUUUUACAGUUGUUUGGCCUCAUGGCAUAGCAUGCUGCUUAUCUGUAAUAUAGCAAAAUGUGCUGUUUUGCAUGUACCAUGGAUGAAAUUUUUUCCCUCUUAUUUCAGGGAAUACUGUAUAAAUGCACAGAGGGCUUGGAACUAGGUGAUCUUUAAAGGUCCCUUCCAACCCAGAACAUUUAAUGAUUCUGUGAUACUUGGUACACACAACCUAAAAGCUGAUCUUAUGAGUAAAAAGAUGGCAUUUUUAAUGGUUCACUUCUCAAAGUGUUACGCCUUGGUUAAAGGCAGUGAGUCUGUCUAGCAAGUCUUGGAAGUGUUAAAUAGACAAUGUGAGUUAUAGAAUCAGCUGACAUUUUUCCUGAAUUCAGUUUGCUAUUCCUCCAGCACUUGGAAAUCCUGUCAGCUACAGUAACAGACUUCUAAAAAAUUUAUUUUUAAUAGUGUAUUUGAUUCCCUUCAUCCUCUUCCCCCAUGAACUUCAAGUGUGUUGACAGAGGUUUUUAUAGCUUUGGUAAGAUUGAGUUGGAGCUCUUCAGGGCAGUGUAUGUGUUGAUACUCAGAACGAAUAGAGACACGGUAACCAAUAUGUCAGUAUUUUCAAAAGCAGUAUUAAAGCAGAUGCAUUAUUUAAGGAAGCAGAAGAACUCCUGUUCUGAGGAGUGCUUGAGGUGCCACGUUGUAUAGUGGGUAAGUGAAUAGUGCUUGGGACAGCCUCUGUUCUUUCUGGUUUAAUGCAGUUGUAGACUUGUGCUAGCCUUGGGGUUUUUUGCUUGCGUCUGCUCACAUUUCUUUUGGUUUAUGUCCAUUCCUUCAGUACAUUAAAUUUCACACUCC
Messenger RNA from Poecile atricapillus (Black-capped chickadee), 9512 nucleotides. It is a transcript of the gene ZNF236, whose product is annotated as zinc finger protein 236. The transcript has 32 exons. The record is from RefSeq and is a predicted model, not a curated record. Gene Ontology annotation, molecular function: RNA polymerase II cis-regulatory region sequence-specific DNA binding; DNA-binding transcription factor activity, RNA polymerase II-specific. NCBI's taxonomy places the organism in Eukaryota, Metazoa, Chordata, Aves, Passeriformes, Paridae. Gene Ontology annotation, cellular component: nucleus. Bases 1329 to 6905 code for a protein of 1858 amino acids. Gene Ontology annotation, biological process: regulation of transcription by RNA polymerase II.